Daucus carota subsp. sativus is the source of this 1959-nucleotide messenger RNA. Its product is annotated as protein FAR1-RELATED SEQUENCE 5-like. NCBI's taxonomy places the organism in Eukaryota, Viridiplantae, Streptophyta, Magnoliopsida, Apiales, Apiaceae. The record is from RefSeq and is a predicted model, not a curated record. Bases 1 to 1959 code for a protein of 652 amino acids. Gene Ontology annotation, biological process: regulation of DNA-templated transcription. The transcript is spliced from 2 exons.
AUGUCAUCUUCAUUAUUUAGUUAUGUUUUUUCUGGAAAAUCUAGUUCGGAUAGUGAAAAUGAAGGUGAAAAUAAUUUUGACACUUUUGUACCAAUAGAUAUUGAUAAAAUCGUUCCUCGUCGUAAAAAAUCAAAUAUUAAAGCUUCGGAUGUCGUAGUAGAUCUUGAUGAUUUGAAUGAUGAAUUUGUUAAUUAUCAUGAGGAAGAAACAAAAAAGUAUGAUGGUGGUGGUGGUGAUGGUUGCUACCGUGGUGGUAGUUGUAGUACUCCCCAAAAAAGAGAAAAUAGUGUGAAUGAUUUUGGUAGCACUUCGAAAAAAAAGGGUAAGGAAAAGAUUUUUGAGAAUUUGAAUGACUUUUGUGAUGGUGGUAGUGAGGGAGAAGAAAUUUUUGAAGAUGUAUGUCCCCGUGUUGGCCAAAUAUUUAAUACACUAGAUGAAGCCGAAAGAUUUUAUAGAGAUUAUGGGAGGAGAAUGGGAUUUGAGGUAAUAAUUAGGAGUACACAUAGACACUCGCGAAGUGACGCUAUUUCCUCGCGUUUGUAUAUUUGUCGUAAGGGUAGGAAAUCAAAUUCUCAAUCUCUUGAUUUUGAAGACGAAGAAGAGAAAGUAAGACGAGUUAGAGAUAUACUAGGAAGAACUGAUUGUGAAGCUCGAAUGUAUGUGGUUCAUCGUAUGAAGUUAGAUGUAUGGGAGAUCACAUUGGUGGAUUUAGUGCACAACCAUGCAAUGAUCACACCGGAUAAGGUUCAAUUUAUGCAAAGGUCGCGUAACAUUGGGCCUGUCGCGAAGUCAUUAAUUGAGACGUUGAGUAAAUCUGGUAUUGGACCGUCUCAAUCAAUGAAUAUAUUGAGUGAGAUAAGUGGUGGAUUGGGUCAAGUUGGUUUUACUAAUCAAGAUAUUAGUAAUUUACUACGUAGCAUUCGUCACAAGGUAUUCGAUUCGGGUGAUGCCGAGACUGGUUUGGCCUUGCUACGAGAAUUGAGUGCUAGUAGUUUUGGAAAUUUUUUCUACCGGGUAGAAUUGGAUGAUGAGAAUCGAGUUAAUAGUUUGUUGUGGGUUGAUUCUAGGUCAUUAAAUGCAUACAAGAAUUUUGGGGAUGUAGUUACUUUUGACUCGACAUAUCGGACCAAUAAGUAUUGUAUGCCAUUUAUACCCAUUACAGGAGUGAAUCAUCAUUAUCAAUCAAUUUUAUUUGGGUUCGCACUCAUAAGAGAUGAGAAGGAAACGUCUUACAAAUGGGUUUUAAAGACGUGGUUGGAAGCUGUUAACAACAUACCUCCCAUUUCAAUCAUUACCGAUCAAGACAUAGCAUUGGGGAAUGCUAUUGCAGAGGUAUUGCCAGACACAAAUCACACAUAUUGUACGUGGCACAUAAGUCGUAAGUUUACCGAAAAAUUAUCUAGCAUGUUCACAAAAUAUCCUGAUUUUAAAAAAGAUUUCAAGUCAUGUUUGUACAAGUCAGUGACGGGUGAGGAAUUUGAACACAAGUGGAUGAUUAUGAUUACAAAGUACAAGUUGGAGAAUCAUAGUUGGUUGAAUGAGAUGUAUUCAAUCAAGCACAAAUGGAUAGGUGUCUACACAAGAUUCCAUUUUGCAGCAGGUAUGAGUACAACCGGAAGGAGCGAAUCAAUGAAUUCCUUUUUUGAUGAGUAUGUGAAACCUAGUACGGGUUUGAAAGAAUUUAUUGAGAAUUCUCAAAAAGCUUUGGAGAAACAGUAUCUUCGCGAGGUAGAAGCCGACUAUGAAACUCAAUACAAGCAAAGAAGACUCAUUCUAGGUUCUUCACUAGAGUGUCAUGCAGCAAACAUCUACACGAAAGAAAUGUUUAGACGUUUCCAACACGAGUUUCGACAAGCCGGAUCUUAUGUUGUGGAGUUGUUGAAUGGAGACAUCGGUAUGCCAGGGAGGAUGUACGUGGCAUACAAAUCAUCUGCGCCCGAGGAAAGUAGGAGUUUUUAA